ACGGGACUGAUCAACAGACAACAGCCAAGAUGGCACGAACGCGUAGGCUGCACUGCCAUGUGGCCAUCCCCUUCCCCUCACUCAUCUACCGUCCCUCGGUGACUCAGUUCAUCGGCGUCUGGAGAUCCUCAGCCAAGCUCUCCGAUCUUCGCCGGCGCCAUCCUCCCCUGUACCAUUUCUCCUCAAAAACUUCCCUGGACGGUAUCUCAGUUUGUGUGUUUGCAACUUUGCAUCCAGGGAGAUUUUGUUUGACGAGGAAGAAGCAACAGAAGGGAUCAGGCCCUGGGAACCCACCAUCAGAGCAUUAAGAUUACUUGUUGCUGCCAUCACAGUUCUGAAGAGGAGGAAAAAACGAGAGAGAUGGGCAGGGCUGGUUUCAGAAGGAAAUACAUGUCAAGAAAAUCAGGGAACGGAGCAACAACCGCAAUGCACAGGCCGACAAGGAGCCACGGCACCGGGCAUCACCCAUCAGGAUCGUGAGGCUGUACCCUCACCUUACCCCGGAGCAGCGCAAGAUGAUAGAGGACGCCGGCUUUGGAGGCCUCCUGAAAAUCGGCUUCCCGACAUUCCCUUUGGGGUUCUGCGGUUGGCUCCUCCGGCGAUUCGACACCGACUACUGCGAGCUGGUGAUCAAGGGCCGGGGAAGGAUCCCGGUCACCAGCGACAGCGUGCUGGGCCCGAACGGCGGGGGUGAUGUCAAGUACUGCUUGGAUGAGGAUGCCAUUGCCUUCAUGUUCGACAGGUUCGGUGUUUCAGGCAGGUACUCGCCAACCGUCAAAAGCAUAGAAAAUUCCCUCAAGCACAUGAAGUCCGCGGACGAGCAUUUCCUCCGGACGUUCAUGGUGCUUGCGGUCUCAAGCUUCCUUUGCCCGACUACUAGUCUAAGAAUCAGCCCACGUUGCUUCCUGGCAUUGGUGGACAUUGGGUCGAUCAGGGAGCUGAAUUGGUGCGAGUUUGUUGUGGAGCAGCUCAGGAAGUCUAUAAGCGCAUAUGGCAGAAAGAGCAGUGUGUCGGGCUGCCUUUUCUACCUUGUGAAUCUAUAUCUAGAUUCACUUGAUACCCGUGACAUACAAAUUCCCGAUGGAGCACCACGGAUUUCUGCAUGGAACAAAAAGCUUGUAAACAAAGUAAUUGAGAUGGACAUGAAGGACAAUGGCUCUUUCGGGAAAUGCCUUGCAAGUUUUCGUAUACCACUAUGGCAACCAUUUAUUCCUCUGAAAUGGCAGCGUAUUUGUAUCUCUUAUGAACUUACAAUCCUAUUCUGUAUUUGCUUCCAACGUUACAUGCAGUUGAAAAGGAGAGCUCCUGAUAACAUCAAAUCUAGGGGAGCAUCAAGCACAUCUGCCAUCCUCGGAGGGAUCCCCGAAAUAGCAGAUUUUGUGUCAACAAAUGUCGCGGCCGGGUACAGUGCACAGGUAACAAUGUCAUUUAUCCGCAUCAUAGUUUCCUCGGAACUCUGUAACUGAGUUUGUGCUUUUGCACAUGUUUUGGACUGUAGAAGAAAUAGGUGUUAUGCAAUGCAGUAGGCAAGCUUUGUGCAACUAUCACAAACGCUCUCUCAAAGUUCAUGCAUGAGGUCUCUGCACUCGAAGGCAGCAGUGAAGAAGCCGGCAGAGAUCAUAGUCCUGGCCCUGUAGAAAAUAACGAUGUUAACAAUGUGGAGGAGAAUGACAACCAAGAGGAGGAAAACAUGCUCCCAGAAGAUAGUUCUGAGUUGCCAACUGAGGAUACGAAAGACACAUCGGGAGAUGAAAGCUCCGUGGAUGGAGGUAGCACGGACAACGGCUCUGAGGAUGAUCCUGACUGGGAUCAAGACGACUUCAAUAGCAGCAAGCAGAAAUGUGUUAGAACUGAGCCUGGAGAUGGAGCGACAAGAUCUGAAAAAGGUAGAGUCAGAGGUUCAGGACAUUAUUCAGACACUCAAAAGGGAAAUCAAGAAGAGCAUGCAAAUCUUAUGAAGCGUACUUUGGCCUGUGUCGAUGGGGGUACGUCGUCGCAAGCAAGGAGCGCACGCCAAAAAACCGGCGGAAAAAGCGACGUCGUUGUGGAGAAGACAACAGUUCAGACCCCCGGCAGCCUGCUGCAUGGCGGUGAAAGAUCGUGAAGUUCUGGCCCGAGACUUGAUGAUGGGAGACCCUUGAAGGUAGAGGAGAUGGACAAGACGCCUGUCAUUGAUUUGUGUACUCCGACGAGCUCAGAAAGCGACUGUGUUGUCCUUAAGACUGCAGAAAACCCUUCUUCUGUUGAUGCACUUGAUGGCCCCGAACGGGCCUCAUGACUCGCAACACAGUAGCUCAAAUGGUCCUGAAGCACGUGUUCUUAGAGAUCGAGGCCGCCGUUGGUUUGUCAGUUAAGGUUCAGUUGGGUCACUUCAUGUGUUGUAAAAAUUCAGAAUAAGUUGACCUGUUAUUGACUGCAUACUUCUCUUUGUCGAUGCCAAGCAUUUGCAAA
Messenger RNA from Panicum hallii, 2451 nucleotides. RefSeq lists its product as uncharacterized. NCBI's taxonomy places the organism in Eukaryota, Viridiplantae, Streptophyta, Magnoliopsida, Poales, Poaceae. The transcript is spliced from 5 exons. The coding region runs from base 516 to 1466 and encodes 316 amino acids. The record is from RefSeq and is a predicted model, not a curated record.